Verruconis gallopava is the source of this 3191-nucleotide messenger RNA. RefSeq lists its product as hypothetical. Gene Ontology annotation, molecular function: glutamine synthetase activity; hydrolase activity. The record is from RefSeq and is a predicted model, not a curated record. NCBI's taxonomy places the organism in Eukaryota, Fungi, Ascomycota, Dothideomycetes, Venturiales, Sympoventuriaceae. Bases 490 to 2862 code for a protein of 790 amino acids. The transcript is spliced from 2 exons.
CCUCAGUGGAGCCGUGUCGUGAUCUCGAUCAAUGCCAUUUGUCUCUCGAUAUACUGACGCGUUAUAAAUCUUGCCAGACGCCAGGUGGUUGCUAGAUCGCGACACGAUGGCUGACUUCCCGCAACUGCGCCAUGUCAUACGGACCUGUCCUGUACGCGUUCACGUAGUUGCUAAGGGGCUGUCGUGUCAGGCUAAGUGAUUUGACCAUAGGUUAUUGACAACCACGCGCAUAAUUUAUUGCUGCCGUCGGAAUAUGCGAAUCACCCGUUUGAAAGCAUAACCACCGAGGCGGCCGGCCCGGCGCUGUCCGAUGCAUACUUCUCUCUUUCGCAUCUGCGGGCGUUGACCCAGCUCAGGGACCUGUACAGUUACGAUGGGCCUGACACAGAGUGGAACUGGGCCCGGCUUCAGGAGUUGCGCCAUCAAUGGAUAGAGCGCGAUCAUGACGGUCUUGUUCGCAGCUGCCUCCAGGGCACAUAUUCGAUUCUAAUGGACGAUGGUCUCCUCGAUCCGAGCAUCAUGCACGACUACAGGUACCACGACCAGUUCACGGAAGCGCCAACUAAGCGCAUCCUCAGGAUUGAAACCCUUGCAGAGAGUCUCAUGGCGGAGCUGACUCGAAACGCCAAGGACGAAGAUCUUGCUGUUGCAGACUUCAUGGCGGACACGUAUUUGCUCUUCACGGAGCGCUUCGAAAUCCAGAUCAAGCAGGCGAUCGAAGACCCCGAGGUAGCUGGCUUCAAGAGCAUAAUAUGCUACCGUAGCACCGAGUCUCUAAACAUCGAGCCUGACUACGAAAGGGCACUGCUGAAGAUUGGACCCAGCUUCGAGGCGUACAUCGCACGGUGCGUUGAGCGUAAACGAUACCGCGUUGACAGUAAGUCGGUCAACGACUUUCUAGUGCUGAAAACUUUGGAGCUGCUGGCGAGCAGUUACGAGAAGGGAACGUUCUCAAAGCCGAUACAAUUUCAUGCGGGCUUAGGUGACACCGAUAUCGAUCUGCUCCAGAGCAAUCCGGCCUAUUUACAGCCCCUGGUUGAGCGGUAUCCCGAAGUACCAUUUGUGAUUCUGCACUCCGCAUAUCCGUACACGCGAGAAGCCGGGUAUCUGGCCAUGGCAUACAAAAACGUAUACCUUGACCUCGGCGAAGUUUUUCCCAUGCUGUCGCGAGAUGGUGAGGUGAAAGUGCUACGACAGUCCUUGGAGCUGGUCCCAUUCUCCAAAUUGCUGUGGAGCACGGAUGGACAUCUUUUCCCAGAAACAUACUGGCUAGCCAACAGACAGUUUCGGGAAGCUUUGGAGGAAGUGGUCACUGGAUUUGCGAGAGAGAAGGAUCUGUCCGAGCAGGAGGCGAUCGGCCUAGUGACGGCUAUAUUGUUCAAUAACGCUAAUUACCUCUACAAUCUGCAUUAUCCGUUGCAUGAUGGUGGCACAGCGAUAGACAAGAGAAUGAUGCCGUAUGCCAAAGUUAUUGACCCCAACAGGGAAGCUACUCAACCGAGCGGCGCACCGAAGUCAUCCACAUCUACAUACGACGUACGGAUUUGGUCCAGCUUCGUGAAGCUUAAUCAGGAAAUCCGCUUCGUCUUUGUUCAGUGGCUUGACUGGAUGGGCACGAUUAGGCACCGCAUCUACCCUGCGAUCGAGUUUCAAAAGCUGAUCCAAGCAGGUAAGCGUAUCGAGAUUUCAAGAGGCAACCUGGGAACGCUUCAAGACGACACCGUUACGCCUGUUGUGAACACUACGGGCAUCGUAUGCGUAGAGCCAGAUCUUAAAUCCUUGAAACCUGCGGCCGGUAGCCCACGACCUGCAGCGACGGUGAUGUCGUGUCUUUGCGACACGGAAGGCAACCCAAUACCGGAGUGUGCUCGUUGUGCCGUCAAAAAGCUAGAAAGAGAGGUGUUAGAAAAACACUCCAUCGAGCUUCUUGUGGGCUUCGAGAUUGAAUGCGUUUUCCUCCGUCGAGGGUCCGACAGCGAACAGUCCGAAUAUGAGUGUCUGACCACAACGCAUGCCUGGGGCACGUUGAGCGCGGAACAAUGGAUGAAAUUACUACCUCUCACCAUGGAGAUUCACGACGCGCUGCAGAGCAUCGGCAUCCAGAUACAGGCCAUGCACCCAGAAUCUGCGCCGGGUCAGUACGAGUUCAUCCUACCGCCGCUGUCACCAACUGAGGCGAUAGACACGCUUUACCAAGCACGUCAGUGCAUAGCUAUAGUCGCGGAGCAGCACAGCGUGCGUGCGACGCUGCACCCGAAGCCCUUCUCCGGCGCCGGUUCAGGAGCUCAUGCUCACGUGUCUCUGAACUCGGACCAUCUCUCAGAAGAGCAGCUGCAGGCUAAAGGGACACAUUUCUGGGCCGAAGUUCUCGCCCACAUGGAAGCGCUGUGCGCAUUCUCUUUGCCCGAGAGUGAGAGCUACGACCGCAUCGUCGAGGACUCCUGGACCGGUGGGGUGUGGGUUGCUUGGGGUACGCAAAACAGGGAGGUUCCGCUUAGGAAGAGUGCUGGAAAUCGGUGGGAAAUACGGGCCAUCGACGGCUUCGCGAACAUGUACCUCGUCCUCGCCGCAAUCAUGGCCGCAGGCUUGCGUGGUAUGGACGAGCAGGUUGAGGAAACAAUUAAGGACUGCCCCGAGAACCCAGCCCACCUCGACGAAGAAGGCAGGGCGAGUUACGGAAUCACACGGCCGCUCCCCAGGACUCUGGAGGAUGCACUCAAAGCGCUAGAAGAGGACCAGGUCUUAGCCAGCAUUUUACCCGCCGGUAUGGUCAGAACCUACAUGGUCAUGAAAAGGAGUGAACAAAGACGGUUAUUACGUCCCGAACCAGAGAGAAGGAGAUGGCUCAUUGAACGAUACUGAUGCUGCUGAACGUGGUUACCAGAUGCGAAUUUGAUAAAGAUGAUGAUCUCACCGAUACGAAUGAAUAUCAUUAGUUACCAGUAACUGCUGUCCGAAUCUGAGAAUGUGAUGCGAUUUUGUUGAUCAAAAGAUAAGGAUUAUGUACUAAACGACGUAUCCUGUCGUAUCAUCGAGUCGUUGUCAAAAACCACAUCGACUUUCAAAUACGCUGCGUCGCGUUACGCUGAGCAUCUAGGUUAAAACGGCGGCAAACGUCUAGUGGAAUGGAUGAAUGUAAUGAUUUUUUGAAAACGCGUAUAACGACGCAAGGGGCCGAUUAGAAUUUCAUG